UCAACUGCUGUCGCUGUAUCAACAUUCAACAGCAAUUUGACUAGCAGUAGACACUGUACUUUAUAGCUUGAUUUUUACCAAUGUCAAAAGAACGGAAUCUACAUGUGCAUAUCCACGACAGAAGAUAGUCUUGCAAUUUGAACCACAAUGCUUGUUCUCAAAGUCAUUUGAUAUUGCAAAGUGAUGGGAAAUAUUUCUAUUUAAAAAGAAAAAUGGCUGAGGAGUCCUGUCCCGUGGCCCUGUCUGAGCUGUGUCUGGCCCAGGUGUGUCUCAGCCUGGACUCCCUCUGCAGUACGCAACCAGAUGGCUCCCUGAGGCUCAGCUGGGCCCCAUUGCUCCCACAGGAAAUGGCGGAUCAGCUUCUGCACAAGAUGGCUGCCCAGGGCACGCUAAACGACAGAACUGUCGGUAUCUUCCGCAGCUGUGAACAACUCCGUCUGCGCAGAGCUUGUGUCCGCUCCUCCCCCCUCUCUGCAGAGGCCUUCCGUCUGGCCCUCUGCCCUCACCGGCUGCAGGAGCUGGAUGCUUCUGGGGUCCCUGGGGGCCUUACUGGUGCCCACAUCCUCUCAGGCCUGGCCUCCAACCCGGAGUGCAGAGCCAGCCUGCAGAGGCUCACACUGAGCAGGCUCCAGUUGGGCUGGACGUCCCUGGAGGUGAAGGAAGAGCAGGUAGGCUUCAGCUCUCUGCAGGGCCUGAGGACACUUAACCUGGCCAACACAGACCUCACAGACCCCUUCCUGGAGGACAUCUGUACUCUCCCACAGCUAGAGGUCCUGGACAUCUCCAGCACCCCCGUCACGGAGCUGAGCGCCCUGCUGGGUUGCCGGCUUACCCUGAGAUCCCUGACUGCCCACGGGCUGAGGCAGCUGGACAUGUCACCCGCCAGAGUGAUCUCCAUCCUUAGCCAGCUCCACGCCCUCAGGCACCUGGACCUCUCUGACGACCGCUUCGUCUCUGCACCACCAUCCGCAGAGAAUGACGAAGGGGGGGAGGGGGAUGAAGCGGUGAGGCUGCUUCUGGAGGGGGGUUCUGGGAUUCUCCCAGCACUUGUGUCUCUGGAUGUGUCUGGAAGGAAGAAGGUGACUGAAGGGGCAGUCACUGCCUUCGUCGAGGGGAGGAGAGGGCUUUUGUUCCUGGGGCUUCUGGCUACUGGGGCUGGCUCCUGUGACGUUCUGUCUGGGAAGAAUAACUUAAAGGUGGCUGGCGAGGCCAAUGAGAAGCAGAUCUGUGAAUCUCUGAGGAGGUACAGAGAGAGAGAGUGUUUCACACGCGAGGCCCUGGUUCAUCUCUACCAGCUGACUAACGACAUGUACGACCAGACCAGACCAGACAUCCUGAAGCUUGUGUUGGGAGGGAUGCAGAACUACUCAGAGUCUCUGCAUGUCCAGCUGGUGGCCUCAGCCUGCAUCUUCAACCUGACCAAUCAAGACAUGGCUGUGGGCAUGCCCCACCCCCUGCUCAGCGCAGUUGUGCAUCAGGUGCUGGAAGCCAUGAGAAGCUUCCCCAGCCACCAACAGUUACAGAAGAACUGCCUGCUGGUGCUCUGCAGUGACACCAUCCUUCAGGACGUCCCUUUUGACAGGUUCGAAGCAGCCAAGCUGGUGAUGAACUGGCUCAGCGGUCACAUGGACCGGACCCUGCAGAGGAUGGCUGUGGCUGUCAUCUCCAUACUAGUGGCCAAACUGUCUACAGAGCAGACCACACAGCUGGGGGCUGAUAUAUUUAUUAUGAAGCAGCUGCUGGGUAUAGUGCAACAGAAAGCCAUGGCAGGAGUAGUGGACUCCACUCUGAAGUUUGCCCUGAGUGCUCUGUGGAACCUGACUGAUGAGACACCCACUGCCUCGCGACACUUUAUCCAGUGUCAGGGCCUGGAGCUGUACGAGGAGGUGCUGGAGACCUACUCUUCUGAAUCUUCUAUACAGCAGAAAGUUCUAGGUCUUCUGAACAACAUAGCAGAGGUGGAAGAGCUGCAGGCAGACAUGAUGCAGGAGGACCUGUUGGAGCAUGUAGUGACCCUGCUCCAGGGGCCCCAGGUGGAGGUGGGGGUCAGCUACUUUGCUGGGGGCAUCCUGGCCCACCUCACCUCCAGACAGGAUGCAUGGACCCUAGACCAGGGGCUCAGACAAACCAUACUGGAACAGCUGCAUGUUGCCAUACUGACCUGGGCCCUCCCUGAGCGUGAGAUGGUGUCCUACAGGUCGUUUCGGCCGUUCUUCUCCUUGCUUCAGACCUCUCAGCCUGCUGGAGUGCAGCUAUGGGCUGUCUGGGCUAUGCAUCUCGUCUGCACUCAGAACGGUGUGCAGUACUGCCAUAUGCUUCAGGUGGAGGGGGCAGUGGAACUCCUAAAGACAUUGUCCUCUGACCUUGACACCCACAGCAAUGUCAGGAUGGCAGAGAGCAUCCUGGGUAUGGUGGAGCACCACCAGACCACCAGCAAUCCCCUGAGAACACAGACAGAAAAGGGACAUCAUGGGAGGUCAUGAUGGAUCUGUGACCCUUGACCCCUUAGUCACAUGUGUGUUAAAAUAUGAAUGGGAUACCUGACAUCUCUUUCUGUGUACAGUCUACUAUAUGUAUUUUUUAGUAGUUACAUUGGUGGGAAUUAGGAAAAUAAAUAUAUUUGUUAAAUGCUCAGAAAGACACUGUUUGACAUCAGACUCCUCAAUACCUAGCUGUAUAAAUAAUUUUUCAACAACAUUCUAAAAGAUCACUGGAGUUGUUCUAGAAGUGACCUGGAUAACUGCAUAGUUGCUGCUUUUAAAAAGAAUAGCAGAGCUAUUUUUAGUCGAUAAUUAAAACAACUUUCAAAGAGACUAGAAUAAUCAGCUCUCCUAAUUAAACAGGAAUGUAAC
Messenger RNA from Oncorhynchus masou masou (cherry salmon), 2852 nucleotides. It is a transcript of the gene zyg11l, whose product is annotated as zyg-11 family member, cell cycle regulator, like. Lineage: Eukaryota; Metazoa; Chordata; Actinopteri; Salmoniformes; Salmonidae. Gene Ontology annotation, cellular component: Cul2-RING ubiquitin ligase complex. The record is from RefSeq and is a predicted model, not a curated record.